AUGGGUUUUGGGACUAAGUGGAGGGAGUGGAUAUGGAGCUGCAUCUCGACUGCAAAGUUCUCAGUGUUAGUAAAUGGGGAGCCAACUGGGUUCUUCUCUAGCUCCAAGGGGCUUCGGCAAGGCGACCCUCUAUCCCCAUAUUUGUUUAUCAUGGGAAUGGAGGUGCUGAGUGCCCUUAUUCGGAGAGCUGUGGAAGGGGGCUGCAUCUUUGGAUCCGCUUCAGGGCUGAGGAUUAAUUUAGCUAAAAGCGAAAUUAUUCCAGUGGGGGAGGUGGAUGAGAUCCUUGAGAUGGCUGUGGAGUUGGGCUGCAAGGUAGGCCAGCUGCCUUCAACCUACCUGGGGUUGCCUCUGGGUGCGCCUAAUAAAGCUGGUUACGUGUGGGAUGGGGUGGAAGAACGGAUGAGGUGGAAAUUAGCUCUUUGGAAGCGGCAAUACAUCUCUAAGGGUGGUAGAAUCACCCUCAUAAAGAGUACGUUGACUAGCAUGCCGUUAUAUCAACUGUCCCUCUUCCGUAUGCCUAAGGUUGUGGCAAGAAGAUUAGAAAAAUUGCAAAGAGAUUUCUUGUGGGGAGGGGGAAGUAUGGAAAGAAAAGCACACCUAGUCAGUUGGGAGAGGGUGUGUGUGAGCAAGAAGAAGGGGGGGCUUGGUUUGAGGAAACUAGUUCAUUUGAACAAAGCCCUUCUUGGAAAAUGGGUGUAG
Messenger RNA from Vitis riparia (riverbank grape), 699 nucleotides. RefSeq lists its product as uncharacterized. The record is from RefSeq and is a predicted model, not a curated record. Lineage: Eukaryota; Viridiplantae; Streptophyta; Magnoliopsida; Vitales; Vitaceae. The transcript has 2 exons. Bases 1 to 699 code for a protein of 232 amino acids.